Recurvomyces mirabilis is the source of this 210-nucleotide messenger RNA. RefSeq lists its product as uncharacterized. The transcript has a single exon. The coding region runs from base 1 to 210 and encodes 69 amino acids. The record is from RefSeq and is a predicted model, not a curated record. NCBI's taxonomy places the organism in Eukaryota, Fungi, Ascomycota, Dothideomycetes, Mycosphaerellales, Teratosphaeriaceae.
AUGUCGUCCACGGCUGCGUCCACCGUCUUCUACGUUUUCGAGCUGCUGGAGACGAUCUUCGCCGCACUUUCCGGUGAGACAACCACGGCAGCAUUGCAAGGGACUAUGUGCACGCUGCUUCGCCGUGAAAGAGACAACAAGAUUAUCAAGGCAGCAAUCGAGACAUCGGCAAAGCUCAAGAGUAGGUCGAGCACUGGCGCCCACCCAUGA